CGUCACUUCCGUGUGUCUGCAGCUUCUGUUCCCCCCGGGCGCCGGAACCCGUUAAGUUCCUACUUCUGGUGUCUGGACCUCUCCACAGAGCUUGCCCUGCGUGGCGCCCAGCGCGGGGACAUGAGCGUUCCUGUGUCACCGCCCCCGGACGGGGUCCUGAGCGGGCCCUCCGACAGCCUAGGGGCCGGCGAGCCCACGCUGGGCUUGAGCGACGCGUCUCCAGAUGAAGGGCUGAUAGAGGACUUCACUGCAGAGGACAGAGCUGUGGAACAGCUGGUGGGGGGCCUGCUGUCCCACUACUUACCAGAUCUGCAAAGGUCGAAGCAAGCCCUCCAGGAGCUCACACAGAACCAGGUUGUGUUACUAGAUACAUUGGAACAAGAGAUUUCAAAAUUUAAAGAAUGCCAUUCCAUGUUGGACAUCAAUGCUUUGUUCACAGAAGCGAAGCACUAUCAUGCCAAGCUGGUGAACAUACGGAAAGAGAUGCUGACGCUUCAUGAGAAAACAUCAAAGUUGAAAAAAAGAGCACUUAAGCUCCAGCAGAAGAGGCAGAAAGAAGAGCUGGAGAGGGAACAGCAACGGGAGAAGGAAUUUGAAAGAGAAAAGCAGUUGACAGCCAAGCCAGCCAAAAGGACAUGAGAAGCUGGGUUGUGGGUGUUUCUGUCCUGUCAUGCUCCCUGAAUCUGCAGUGCUGUACAGGAAGAGUGAGGCAUGGACGGUGCUUAUGCCGUGCCAUGUCUUGAAAUCUUCCCCAGGGUUGCUGCGUCUCCAUGACGUCACUUCACUUCACUCAAGAAGUAUCGAUUUUAGAGUUUCAGUUUCUUCUUUUACAAUGACAGGUCUUUCCUGCACUGCAACACUGAUUUUUGGCAAUCACUUUUCAUUGCUUAAAGAGAAAUGCCAAACUGUCUGAUCACAAAUAUCCUAGGAAGAGAGCCUCCGAGCCUUUGUGAAGGAAGUGUGCACACUGGAAAUACUUAGAUGUAGGCCAGGGGAUGCCAGACAGAUCUUCCAGCUGUUCUCCGCUUUUCAACGCUGCUGCUCAUGUAGUCUUGGGGUUCAAGGCAGGAUUCUAGCCAUUUCUAAAGCUGCAGUGAUGGUGGAUCUGCCAGAUGCUCAAAGGUGUGCAUGUGUGCGUGUGUGCGUGCAUGUGUGUGUGCGCGCGUGCGCGUGUGUGUGUGUGUGUGUGUGUGUGUGUAUAUUGUAUUUUUGUGUUCCCCCCCCCCCAGAGACAGGAUCUCUAUAAAGUCCUGACUAUCCUGGUACUCGCUGUGUAGACCAGGCCGGCCUCAAACUUACAGACAUCCACCUGCCUCUUAUUCCUGGUGCUGGGACUCAAGAUGUGCAGUGCCACGCCUGGCUCUGUGCUUUUUAAAGUAGAACAGAAUCUGCUGCUGCUCACAUCAUAUGUGGUUACAGCGUGGUAGAAUGGCAGUCAGUAGUGUACAGAAGAGACAGCACGGUACCUUUAGGGGUUUUUCUUCCUCAUGCUGUAUGUCCGAACUUACACUGCGGGGCAAGAUGAAGUCUCAUUGUUGGAAAUCAAGAGUUAGUGUACUUUCCCACCAUAGUGUUUAGAGUGCAGCUGGUUUCUAACGCCUGCUGUGUGAGAGCAGUAUGAACUGCAAAGGAGUCUGGUUAGAAAGUGCAUUUUGUAAUCCAUGUUACACUUUUAGUAAGCUGGAAUUUCUACCUCUGAUCACAUACUGGGCGAACAAUAGAUCAUGAAAGGUGAAUGAUGCCAAGAACUUGUCAGGUUAAAGGCUUACCUAUUUCUCAAAGACUCUUUUCUUUCUUUAAUGAAUGAAUUGUGAUCCCACCAGUCACAGCCUUCUGCUUAAGAAUACAAAUGGGUCUAUUUGAAAGGCUGUUACUCUUAGUCACUUGUAUGUCACUCCCAGAGCAGGAGUCACAGGACUUGCAGUACAAUGCCAUUAAAUUGCCGAAUGUACUUGUUUAAUAAAAUCUCUGACAUCUGACAA
Molecule: messenger RNA, 1982 nt
Organism: Meriones unguiculatus (Mongolian gerbil)
Lineage: Eukaryota; Metazoa; Chordata; Mammalia; Rodentia; Muridae
Gene: Bloc1s6
Product: biogenesis of lysosomal organelles complex 1 subunit 6
Exons: 5
Coding region: 121-639 (172 amino acids)
Biological process (GO): intracellular transport
Cellular component (GO): BLOC-1 complex; extrinsic component of membrane; transport vesicle
Source: RefSeq, a predicted model, not a curated record